CGACGUGCGAACAGGAAACACCACCAACCCGACUACCUACUGUGGUACAAUUGACAAGUCUCGUCUAUGGACAUUGUGUCGGCGCCACACGGGAACGGUCUCGGUUCUUGUGUGAGACAGGGUCAACCACUGCUGUGUCACCUUCCCGAGCCAUGCAUCAAAGGCCGGGCCACCAGGAUGUUUCUCGCGAUUUAGACCCCCAUUCUCACUUGGCCUGCGAGUACGGAUACAGGGCUGAUAUCCACUGCCACAUGCGCUCAACCCCAUGCUUUCAGUUCCAGAAAUCGUCGAUCUGGAUAUCCACUGUAAGGUCACACAGUUCCAUCCCCUCCUCCUCAAAAGAUGACUCUCACCAUACAGCCGGGCUCGCGAGGACCGGUCAAUUUCCGUCACGCCAAAGCAAAAGAAACCAGCGUUCCAGGCAUAGGAAGCAGCCUCCAACGCGCCAAGUCGAGCCCAGCCAAGUGAACAUGAGCACGAGUCCGGGGAAAAGAAGGCCGCCCAGCCCUGUGGCGGUUGCAUUCUCCGAGCCUGGAGGACGCGUUUCCCUGCCCGCUGAGCCCAUUGGCUGAGCUCUUCAUCACGGAGAGACAAGCCUGUCCUCUUUCCCUGGCCGCAGGCACCCGUUGGUCAACAGACGCCCCAAUCGAGCCGCGAUACACGCCGAGAUGAAGGGCGUUUCUUGUGGAGAAUUAACAACUCAAGCCACCGGCCUCUCCCCUUCGAGGACGACCUUGGCCCUUUUCUCUGCUGGCGGGAAGGACCUCCCA
Molecule: messenger RNA, 770 nt
Organism: Parathielavia appendiculata
Lineage: Eukaryota; Fungi; Ascomycota; Sordariomycetes; Sordariales; Chaetomiaceae
Exons: 1
Coding region: 153-572 (139 amino acids)
Source: RefSeq, a predicted model, not a curated record